Messenger RNA from Colletotrichum orchidophilum, 381 nucleotides. RefSeq lists its product as uncharacterized. Bases 1 to 381 code for a protein of 126 amino acids. The record is from RefSeq and is a predicted model, not a curated record. The transcript has 2 exons. NCBI's taxonomy places the organism in Eukaryota, Fungi, Ascomycota, Sordariomycetes, Glomerellales, Glomerellaceae.
AUGCUACGCUCCAAGACUCUGCCUGCUCCAAGGGCUACGGCAAAGUCGGCCGCGUCAAUCGUAGAGCAGCUGACCACAGCCAUCAUCUUCAGCCUCGCCGUCCUCGCCCGGGGUUCUCACGCCAAGACCUUCUUCCCCCCGGGUGUCAAAACUGUCGCAGCAGACUACGAAUCAUUGGACGACCUGACACUUCGCUUGCGCGCGCUCCAUGCUGUCGUCUGCGUCGUCCCAGGUCACCCCGAGGCCCUGCUGCUGCGAAUCGUGGCUUCCUCGAGGCCACCAUCGCUCCCGACGUACAACGCUUCGUCCCAAGGGAGUUUGGCUCCGAUCGUCGCAUUCCAGACGCGCGAUCCGUUCCCCUCUCAGUCUUCAAGAUUAUAG